This is a messenger RNA of Suncus etruscus (white-toothed pygmy shrew), 3672 nucleotides long. RefSeq names its product coiled-coil and C2 domain containing 1B (gene CC2D1B). The transcript has 24 exons. Bases 93 to 2651 code for a protein of 852 amino acids. Gene Ontology annotation, molecular function: RNA polymerase II cis-regulatory region sequence-specific DNA binding; DNA-binding transcription repressor activity, RNA polymerase II-specific. The record is from RefSeq and is a predicted model, not a curated record. Gene Ontology annotation, cellular component: nucleus. NCBI's taxonomy places the organism in Eukaryota, Metazoa, Chordata, Mammalia, Eulipotyphla, Soricidae. Gene Ontology annotation, biological process: regulation of transcription by RNA polymerase II.
CUGUCAGUGCGCGGCGCGGCGAGGCCGGGGAGCCCCGAGCGGCGCAGGCGGGCGAAGGCCGGGGGUCUCGGACCCGCCGCGAGAUUCCCAAGAUGCCCAAACCUCGGAAGGGCCCUCGAGCUGGUGGCCAGGGUGUGGCUGCUGCCAAGCAGCUGGGACUCUUUAUGGAGUUCAACGAGGAGGACAUGCUGCUGGACACUGAGGAGACUGGUGAUGAUGCGGACCUGGAGGCUGAGCUGUUGGCCCUCACUGGGAACGCAGGGGUCACAGACCGGAAGCCAAAGCCCAAGGGGAAAGUUCCCCUGCCUAUGGCUCACAUUGAGAAGUUGGCGGCAGACUGUAUGCAAGACGUGGAUGAGGAGGACGAGGAGGACGAGGAAGGACUUGAGGAUGAUGCAGACUUGCUGAGUGAACUGCAGGAGGUGUUGGGUGCAGAGGAGGAUGCUGGGCCCCUGGAGGAUGAGGAGCCAGCCAGUCAUGAGGACUAUGAGGAGGAGAAGGGGCAGGAAGAUACCGAGGCCCCAGCGGCGACAACUCCCCUAGCCGCACCAGCUCCUGCGGCUCAGACCGGAGGGCCUCAGGCACUGCAGGCACUGCUGCAAGAUCGGAUCCACAACUACCGGGAGGCUGUGUCCAGCGCCAAGGAGGCAGGGGAUGCGGCCAAAAUCAGGCGCUGUGAGCGGGGCUUGAAGACUCUGGAGUCCCAGUUGGCUGCUGUGAAGAAGGGCCGGAAGGUCCCUGAGGAAGAAAUCCCACCUCCUGUGGCCUUGGGGAAGAGGCCCUCAGCACCCGUGGAAAAAGGCAGCAGGAGUCCUGAGGAAAGCUCCUCACUCUCUCCCAGCAAGGAGCCAGCCAGUUCCUCUGAGCCAGAGACGAGCCUUGCUGGCGACCCUGGCAUGUCUGUUCCACCUGCUUCAGACCCAAAUCCACAGGCCCUGCUGCUGGCCCGACAGAGGGAGUACAAGGUGGCUGCCUUGAAUGCCAAACGAGCUGGAGACCUUGACCUUGCCCGGGAGCUCAUGCGGAUUGGGAAGAGGUUUGGUGCGGUGCUGGAGGCACUGGAGAAAGGGCAGCCUGUGGACCUGAGCGCCAUGCCCCCUGCACCCGAGGAUCUGAAGUCCCUUCCACAAGCUUCCAAAGCCCCCACAGCACCCUCCAGUGUGUCCCCUGCAGUGGAGCGAGUGCAGCCCGUGAUGGCCCCAGAUACCCCAGUAAGCCCAGGGGUUCCUGCCGAACCCCAGACAGUGCUGGAUGCCCUACAACAGAGGCUGAACAAGUACCGCGAAGCCAGUGUACAGGCUCGGGGAAGUGGGGAUGAACGCAAGGCCCGGAUGCACGAACGCAUUGCCAAGCAAUACCAGGAUGCCAUCCGAGCACAUCGAGCAGGACGGAAGGUUGACUUUGCCGAACUGCCAGUGCCCCCAGGCUUCCCCCCCAUCCCGGGCCUUGAACCUGUGGUGGGCACUGAUGAGGACACGUUGGCAGCAACUUUAGCAGCUGCUCAGAAACUGACCUCAGAGGACACGGCUGCAGCAGAAGAGGAUGAAAAUGAGGAGGAGCCCAGCAUCCAGGCACCAGUGGCCAAGAAGCCAGCACAGCCUCUGUCCCCUGGCUCUCGGGCCCUGCCUGAGCCCAAAGCCUCGAGCUCAAAGGAGUUGCCAAGUCCUUCUGUGCGGGAGCAGCUGGCAUUGCUGGAAGCACGCAAACUGCAGUACCAGCAGGCAGCGCUGAAGGCCAAGCGGGGCCACGACCUGGAGCAGGCCAAGGCCCAUCUACGGGUAGCCAAACUCCUAGAGGCCCAGAUGGCCCAGGUCCAGGCCGGCCACCCUCUGGACCUCUCCAAGGUCCCUUCGCCAUUGACAGAUGAGGAGGGCGGCUUCAUCCUCAUUCACCACGAGGAUCUGCAGCUCUCACAGAAAGCUGACGAGGUGUAUGCCCAGCUGCAGAAAAUGCUCCUGGAGCAACAUGAGAAGUGUCUGCUGUUCUCCAAGCAAUUCAUGCACCAGGGCAACGUGGCUGAGACCACCCGGUUUGAGAAGCUUGCUCAGGACCGCAAGAAGCAACUGGAGAUCCUACGACUGGCCCAGGCUCGGGGCCUCGACCCUCCUGGCCACCACUUCCAGCUGAAGACAUUCCAGACUGUGAGAAUCUUCUCAGAACUCAACAGCACAGAAAUGCAUCUGAUCAUUGUCCGGGGAAUGAACCUCCCAGCACCCCCAGGGGUGACCCCUGAUGACCUGGAUGCUUUUGUGCGGUUUGAGUUCCACUACCCUAACUCGGAUCAGGCUCAAAGAAGCAAAACAGCUGUGGUGAAGAACACCAACUCUCCAGAAUUUGAUCAGCUCUUCAAGUUAAAUAUUAAUCGGAACCACCGGGGCUUCCGGAGAGUGAUUCAAAGCAAAGGAAUCAAGUUUGAAAUCUUCCACAAAGGGUCCUUCUUCAGAAGUGACAAGCUGGUUGGCACCGCACACCUGAAACUAGAACGCCUAGAGAAUGAGUGCGAGAUCCGAGAAAUCGUGGAGGUCAUGGAAGGAAGGAAGCCCACAGGGGGCAAGCUGGAGGUGAAGGUGAGGCUACGGGAGCCCCUCAGCGGCCAGGACAUGCAGACGGUCACCGAGAACUGGCUGGUCCUGGAGCCUCGAGGCCUAUGAAGUGGGUAGCUCCAAGCCCUGUCUCAUCCUUUCUCUGGCUCCUCCAUAGACUGGGGGGCAGAUGCUAACACUCCUUUCUGGGACUUGCUACACUGUGGCUGACCUGUGCUUUGUGUCCCACAGCAGCACACAGCCCUGCAGUCUCACACGGGCAGCUCUGUGCUCCUGGUCUUGCUGACUGCCGAGGCUUCUGUGCCAAAGGGCGAUGCUGCUGCUCAAGCACCAAAGAUGGGGAAGCAACGGCUCGGCUCCCUCACCGUGAUCGUAGCCCUGGCUCUGGCUGGCUCAGCUCUGCCGGGAUCUCUGCCAAAGCAGGCUGGAGUCUAGGUGUGCCCCCCACCCACCUGGAGACAGCAGAGACACCCUCACUGCUCUGUGCCAUGGGAAGGUUUCUCGCCUCCAGCGCAGCGAUGGUGUGCAGCUCCUCACACCCACUGCGUCAUUUCUGGAUGUGCCUUUAAAGCUAUAAAGGAUGCAAGCACUGAUGGGGCUUGGAGAUGCCUCCUGCUAGGUGGGGCCAGAGUUCUGCGGCUCCAGCUAGCCAGUGGCAGCCUGCUGCCACUGCCCCUCCCCAGUCUGCCUGUGCCUUGGUUCUUGACAGCUGCUGCACUACUAGCCUCUUUGCUUCCAUAGUGCUCGUGGAAGACAGAAGAAACCCACCUGUGUCUUGGAUUUGGUUCUUGCACCUAAGACUCAAAAGACUGCUUGCUGAAGGGGAAAUACAGUUCUCUACCAACCCAUGCAGCCAUAUUGAUUUAUUGAGGAAACCAGGUUUAAGUCACGCCCAGUUUUUGCACACUCAGUGCUUGUCACAAUCCUAAACAGAGCUGCCAUCAGGUUGCCACUCGGGAGAGGCAGGAUGAUUUUUCACUGCUGCUGGAAGCUCCUCAGUACUUUCCAGCAACGUCUUAGGCUUUCUUUUUCGAAUGGAUGGAGACAUGGAAAGAUUUGUAGUUGCAAUAGAUUUAAUAUUCAAAACUGCAGAAUUCUACAUUUCUUAGAAAUAAACUUUAACAACCCA